AAGAACAUGAACGUGAGUCUACUCUCUGGUUUCUACAGACCCUGACCUCUGACCUCUGCGGGAGGGGGCAGAGCCAGGGAGUGGGGUGUUCUCUUCACCGGCCAAUGAAAGGACUGGGGGUGUGUGGCUUUAAGCCAGCAGACCAAUGGGGAGAGAGAGGAGGAGGGACCUGAGGUGUCACUCCACAUUCACACAAUUCAGUCUGAGCAUGUACUCACAGUACUACCUGUACUGAGCAUGGUACUGCUGCUUCUGUAGUACUCUGUCCUCCUGCUCCUCCUGCUCCUCCUGCUGCUCCUCCUCCUCCUUCUCUCCCUCCUCCUAGUCCUCAGAUGGACUCAGCAGCGCCCCCUGGCCUCUCUCUGGUCUCAGUCUUGUCUCUGUUAGCAUGUAGCUUUCAGGUGUUAGCUGCUGUGCUGCUAACUCACAGGUAUGGUGGGCAGAGCUCUGUGAGGGACAGGUGGAUCCUGCUGUGGCUCUUCUAUGAUGUCAUCGUUCACCUGACACUCGAGGGUCCGUUUGUUUACAUGUCUGUGUUUGGGACAGUGCAGACGUCUGAAGGUCCACUGGCUGAACUCUGGAGGGAGUACAGUCAGGCCGACAGUCGUUGGUUAGUUUCUGAUCCGACCAUCGUUUCCAUAGAGAUUCUGACCGUCGUCCUUGACUCUCUGCUCGCUCUGCUGCUCAUCUACGCAGUACUCAACGACAAGUACUACAGGUAUUCCUGCCAGAUCACUCUGAGCGUGUGCGAGCUGUACGGCGGCUGGAUGACCUUUUGUCCUGAUUGGCUGAUUGGCAGUCCUCACCUGAACACAUCCAGCUGGCUCUACCUGUGGGUCUACCUGGUCUUCUUUAACGGGGUCUGGGUGGUGGUCCCGGUCCUGCUGCUGGUCCAGUCCUGGUUCUCUCUGAAGAGUCUGCACACGCUCAGAACAGACAACAACAUAAACAGGAAGAGGAAGUAGAGCUGGAGGGUCACAUGACUGAUGAACAUUAAAGGUUCAUUUCACAGGUUUUAACCUCAGAUUUCAGCUGUUUCAGAACUAACUGAUCAUCAGUCAUUGAUCCUGUGUUUGUCUCUUUAAAUAAACCAGAGUCCACAUUGG
Molecule: messenger RNA, 1106 nt
Organism: Lates calcarifer (barramundi perch)
Lineage: Eukaryota; Metazoa; Chordata; Actinopteri; Centropomidae
Gene: ebpl
Product: EBP like
Exons: 4
Coding region: 333-965 (210 amino acids)
Biological process (GO): sterol metabolic process
Cellular component (GO): endoplasmic reticulum; membrane
Molecular function (GO): cholestenol delta-isomerase activity
Source: RefSeq, a predicted model, not a curated record